AUGCAGUUGUCCGAAAACCGACGCAGUUUACGGAAUACUCUGGACACCUGGUACGCUGUGACGUUCAAUGGUACUGACGAUGACCGGGACUACACCUACGCUGUAGAGCAUGACGUAAAGUUCUAUGCCAAAGGAGCCGACAAGUGUGCGCUACUCGCUCCUAUCUUGCGACCGGCUGCUGUAAUCAAUCUGGACGAUUUGGACUGCCCACCGUUCCGUUACCUGUCCAAUGAUCGCCCCAGCAAGUACAACAAACCUGCCGCCUACGCAAAAUGGCUGACCGAAGUAUAUUUAAGCAAGGAUCCGACGAUCUGCCCCAGUUGCAUGAUGGCUUUGCCCACCCGCAAAACCCAGUUGACUAAGCAUGAAUGCGAAUGUGGAAACGAUUAUUGGCGCGACAGUCAAGGUGACGAAUGUUGUGGUGACUGCGGAGUUAAGCUGCACGCUAAACCUACCGGACCUGGAGCGGAAACUACCGAUGGCCCAGUAUCUACCACAUAGAUUUUCCGGAUUGCUCCUGCGGAC
This is a messenger RNA of Paramacrobiotus metropolitanus, 525 nucleotides long. RefSeq lists its product as uncharacterized. The transcript has 2 exons. Lineage: Eukaryota; Metazoa; Tardigrada; Eutardigrada; Parachela; Macrobiotidae. The record is from RefSeq and is a predicted model, not a curated record. The coding region runs from base 1 to 501 and encodes 166 amino acids.